AUGUCUCCUCGGAAGAAGGCAGUUUCCUUGGAAGAUGACCAGACGCGUCCUGCACGCGACCAGCCAGGGAAAGUCAUUGCACUGCUACUGCGAGUGAUCGCCAUGCCCGCAGCUUCUCGGUUUGGGAUCUGUGUUUUGAGCAGUCUCAUUCUCAGCUCCAUCCUUUACAAACUCACCGCAUCCAUCACGGUGGACGACUUCGCUCAUGUCAGUAAGAACGUGGAGGAACCGCGGGAGAUCCUGGGCUUGAUCGCCUGGCGAACUGUGGAGAUUGGCCUGGUGUGGAUUAUGAUGAUUGACCCCCAUGAUAUCUGGACGUACUUCUUCGUCACACACAUGCCGACCUACUACAUCCUGGUUCUCUUCUACCGCGUGCGGCUUUCCUCGGCGGCGUUGUCGUUUGCCAUUUUGCUCUGCUCGAUUUCAUUCCCUCUGAUCCCUACGCUCUGUCUGCCUACUAUUGUGAAAAACCGGCGAGGUACCCUCGAGCCUCCGUCCACCGUCGCUAAUCGAGGGAUUUUGCGGGACUGGCUCACUCACUUUUACACUACGAUCGCCGCCACGUCUGUUUUCUGUGUCGUUCAUCAUCUCAACAGUGUGACCUGGAUGGGCCCUUUCAUGUUCGCACAUUUCGAGAGUCUUCGCACCAUCGGGGCCGCUCAGCCUGAGCAUACGGGUGGCUCCAGUGAUCACCUUAUCUUCUUCUUAGCUAUGCUCCCUGUUGGCUAUUCUUUGUGCGAAUUCCUGUUCUACAAGUCCAUCUAUUCCCCUGCCGACGACUUUGAGAAACCCGCAAACCGCGAAGGGGAAUACUUGAUAGUCAGUCUUCGCCGCAAAACUUGGGGAAAGCUACCGGCCAAGACGAGGGCACUUGUGUCACGGACUCUGAUCCUCACUACUGGGAUGCUUCUCAAUACCAUCGUGCAGAUACUCGGCACAUUUGACCGUGUUGAUUUCGCGGGUUCGUUCGCAUGGGGUGGAGUCUGGGCAAUGGGGACCUUGGUUGUUGGCGCGAUGUUCGCCUGGAUUGGUGCAGUCGAGGGGGUGUAA
Molecule: messenger RNA, 1050 nt
Organism: Penicillium riverlandense
Lineage: Eukaryota; Fungi; Ascomycota; Eurotiomycetes; Eurotiales; Aspergillaceae
Exons: 2
Coding region: 1-1050 (349 amino acids)
Source: RefSeq, a predicted model, not a curated record